AUGGCGUCCACAACCUCCUCUGAUGCGCAUCUCGCGCCCAAUGACUCUACGAUCCGUCGCAAAAUAGUCAAAAAGGAAUCCUCGGCGUGGGACCUGAAGACUCUUGAAAAGGAGUCAGGGAAAGCCUAUCGCCAUGUUGCCGCAGUUCACAAGACUUCACAACCCUCUUGCCUCAGCCAUGACUCCCAAGCGACGCCUAGCUUCCUGGGGUUCCGCAAUCUUAUGGUCAUCUCUCUUGUCGCCUAUCUCAUCGAGUUAGUCGCCGCAAGUCAAGCCGUUGGUCUGCGGAGACAAGGCAAAAGCCAUAAAGAUGGUCCAUCGCCCGAAGAAGCCGCUAAGUUCCGAAGGACAUGGAUUGUCAUCGCCUGGCUCCACUCUAUCAAUGUCGUCUCGAUCCUCGCCUACACAUCUUACGCCGUGUACUACCACAUUCACCAUCCGCUCAUCGGAACCAUCACCGAGCUUCACGCCAUCAUCGUGCUGCUGAAGACGUACUCGUACGCUCUCACUAACCGAGAUCUACGCCAUGCGUACCUUCACCCAGCGACUGGCGGUCUCGCUGCCAUCCCCGACCUCUACGCCCAAUGCCCAUAUCCCACAAACAUCACCAUGAGCAAUCUCGUGUACUUCUGGUGGGCCCCAACCCUCGUCUAUCAGCCCGUGUAUCCUCGUACCGACAAGAUCCGCUGGGUCUUCGUCGCCAAACGCGUGGGUGAGGCAUUCGGUCUCGGCGUCUUCAUCUGGUUCACGAGCGCCCAAUACGCGACUCCGCUCUUGCUCAACUCCCUCAUCAAGAUCAAGACCCUCGAGUACACCGCCAUUCUCGAGCGUCUGCUCAAGCUCUCCACUAUCUCGCUCGUCAUCUGGCUUGCCGGCUUCUUUGCAUUCUUCCAGUCGACGCUCAACGCCCUUGCCGAGAUCACCAGGUUUGGCGAUAGGUCGUUUUAUGAUGACUGGUGGAACAGCGAGAAUCUUGGCGCGUACUGGCGAACAUGGAAUAAGCCCGUGUAUAAGUACUUUAGGAGACAUGUUUACUCCCCUCUGAUGAGCAGGGGCUGGUCGCCGAAGAUGGCCAGUAUGAUGGUGUUUUUCCUCUCUGCCGUCUUCCACGAGAUACUCGUGGGUAUUCCGACACAUAACAUCAUUGGCGUCGCUUUCUUGGGAAUGUUCCUUCAACUGCCACUCAUCGCUCUCACCACUCCCCUCGGCAAGUCCAAGACAGCAACGAGCAAAUUGAUCGGUAACUCGAUUUUCUGGGUCUCUUUUACUAUCUUUGGUCAGCCAUUUGCGGCGCUUAUGUACUUCUAUGCCUGGCAGGCGAAGUAUGGAUCUGUAAGCAGACAGGCGAUUCCAGCUAGUUCGUCAUAG
Scedosporium apiospermum is the source of this 1368-nucleotide messenger RNA. RefSeq lists its product as uncharacterized. Gene Ontology annotation, molecular function: diacylglycerol O-acyltransferase activity. The transcript is spliced from 4 exons. Gene Ontology annotation, cellular component: endoplasmic reticulum membrane. Gene Ontology annotation, biological process: triglyceride biosynthetic process. Bases 1 to 1368 code for a protein of 455 amino acids. NCBI's taxonomy places the organism in Eukaryota, Fungi, Ascomycota, Sordariomycetes, Microascales, Microascaceae. The record is from RefSeq and is a predicted model, not a curated record.